Molecule: messenger RNA, 1092 nt
Organism: Gregarina niphandrodes
Lineage: Eukaryota; Apicomplexa; Conoidasida; Eugregarinorida; Gregarinidae
Product: putative cathepsin L-like cysteine protease
Exons: 2
Coding region: 1-1092 (363 amino acids)
Cellular component (GO): lysosome
Molecular function (GO): cysteine-type endopeptidase activity
Source: RefSeq, a predicted model, not a curated record
AUGUCCGGGCCCGUGAUGCUCCCCGCGCGGCAGUUUUGGAUAUCGCCGCCGGAGAGCACUCACUGGUCAUUUGACGUAUCCCAAUUAAACGAACCACAGUGGAACGAAAUAUUCCGGGACUUCCACGCUCGCUUCGACAAGGGGCUGGAGUACACUAUAGCCAGUCCCGAGUACUCCAAGCGGCGCGAGAUCUUUAAGCGGAACGCGCAUAUGAUCUACCAACACAACCUGCAACAGCGAACACAUGGUUCCAACGACGUCUCCCUCGCGCCGAACCAGUUCAUGGACAUGGACUGGCCGGAGUUCCGGAGCAGGCACCUCCAAGCGGUCGCGCCCGACAACAUGUGGUACGGGUCGUUCCCCACGGACAAACGAAUCGACGGCUCCGCUGUACUCAGUGGGGUUGCAAACCGAACCUUGCCCGACAGCUUCAACUGGAUCGACCACCAGUGCGUCACGCCUGUGAAAAACCAGCAGCAUUGUGGAUCUUGUUGGGCCUUCUCUUCGACGGGUUCCCUGGAGGGUGCGUAUUGUGCGCAGACGGGUCGAUUGGUGUCUCUGUCGGAGCAGCAGUUAGUCGACUGUGCGCGCAAGGAGGGCACAAUGGGUUGCAGCGGCGGCUUUAUGGAUAACGCGUACCAGUACGUAAUUGACAACGGCGGUAUUUGCACGGAGGAGGCAUACCCGUACGAGGGAGUGGACACGCACGCGUGUCGCGCUUCGAACUGCACGGCUUCGAUGGUGAAGGUGAGGGGCAUGAUGGACCUGCCUGCGCACGAUGAGAAGGCUAUGCGGGCUGCGCUGGUGCUUUACGGCCCGGUUGCGGUAGCGAUUGAGGCUGACCGCCCGGUGUUUCAGUUCUACCACACCGGGGUGAUGAAGCUCAAAUGUGGCAAGCAUCUUAACCACGCCGUGCUCGCCGUAGGUUACGGCACGGACGCCAAGACGGGCGAGCACUACUGGCUCGUGAAGAACUCGUGGGGCGAUCGGUGGGGCGACCUGGGCUACAUUAAGCUCACUAGAGACCACCACCGCUUCAGCGGGGAGUGCGGUAUUUUGCUCGCGCCUGUCGUUCCCCUGAUAGAUAGUUAG